GUUAACAAAAGUUGCAUGACAGAAGAGAAUCAAAAUCUAACUUCAAAAGUUUGUCUCCAUCUUCCUCUUCCCUUAAGUAAGUACAUAUUCCUUAAACCCUAAAAGCAACCAUGAUUCCAUGGGGACUUUGCCCUUUUUGUCUCUUCUCACAAUCCCAAUGUUCCUCUUAAGCUCCUUAAAAGGGGUUCCCCAAAUACCAAUAAAUAGCUAUCUAUGAGCUCACAAUCUCAAGAGCCAUCCUCUCAUUGCCAUAAAAGAUGAGGAGGCCAUCAUGUUCGUUCCUCGUUGCAUUGCUUCUACACCUUUCGCUCUCCAGUCUCAUCGAUGCGCGAGCUCUAAGUUCUCCAGGAGUAGCCAACAACAAUGUACCAACUGAUGAAAUAUUAUACGAGGACACUGAAUUAGCAGACGAGGAAACUUCAAUGGGAUCAUUCUCACAACUUCCGUUGCAGUGGCAACAACAACCUCCUUCUGCUCCUUCUCCUUGUGCAGAGCCACCAUUUGCCCUACCUUCUUCACCAAGCCAACAACUUUCACCGCCAACAUUAUCUGGUAUUCCGGCUAGCGAUCCACCACCUAUUCCCAGCCCACCUAUCUCCCAACCUGGACCGAUAACACAAAUUCCAAACCCACCCGACUCUCCGCUCGGCCCACCAACACAAAUUCCAAUCCCGCCUAUCUCUCCGCUAGGCCCACCAACUCAAAUCCCAAACCCACCUAGCUCUCAACUCGGCCCGCCAAUACAAAUCCCAAGCCCACCUAACUCUCAACUCAGCCCACCAACACCAACACAAAUCCCAAGCCCACCCAACUCUCAGCUCGGCCCACCCACACAAACCCCGACCAGCCCACCGACACAUAACCCUUCCGUCCCGAUCGUCGCUCCCAGUCCACCGUCGCCGCCGUCCCAAACGAAGCCCGGGUCCAACGUAUGGUGCGUGGCGAAGCCCUCGGUAUCGGACUCGACGCUCCAACGGGGUUUGGACUAUGCUUGUGGGAUGGGAGCGGAUUGCAAGAUGAUCCAGCCCAGUGCGCCUUGCUUCCAGCCCAAUACUGUCUCGGCCCACUCUUCCUUCGCUUUCAACAGUUACUGGCAGAAGGCUAAGGCUGCUGGUGGGACUUGUGAUUUUGGUGGCACUGCCAUGCUCGUCUCCAUUGAUCCAAGUUAUAGCGGCUGUCAUUUUGUAUCCAGCUAGUGGUCAUCGAAUGGAAGGAAGCUCCAAAGUCCAAAGGCAUCUAGUAUCUAGCAAUGUUGUGAUUUGGACUGUAUUAAAGAGAUAAGUUAGAUAUAUAUAAGAUAAUUAAGAAGUAUUCCCUCGAUCACUAUAUAGUACAUAUUUGUAAGAUAAUUUUCAGUUAUCAUGUUUGAAUCCAAAGCGUGGGAGAUGUUACCAUCCUACAUUAUAACUAGCUCAAUUCUUUAGAGUUCUUACGUGAUGUGUUAACGAGAUCUAUUUCACAUAGAUUGCCACAUUAUUUAAAAAACGAGAAAGAGGCUUGAAGUGACUCGUCAAAUAACGAAAUCUCCAAUGAUGAUGCGACUCGUUAUUGUAUUUGAUCUAAAAUGCUUUUUGGUGCUUUGUUGUAAUAAAAUGGAUUUUUGUUA
Molecule: messenger RNA, 1606 nt
Organism: Linum trigynum
Lineage: Eukaryota; Viridiplantae; Streptophyta; Magnoliopsida; Malpighiales; Linaceae
Source: the annotation of a GenBank genome assembly